This is a messenger RNA of Pelobates cultripes (western spadefoot toad), 795 nucleotides long. The record is from the annotation of a GenBank genome assembly. NCBI's taxonomy places the organism in Eukaryota, Metazoa, Chordata, Amphibia, Anura, Pelobatidae.
AUGACCAAAGCACUCCGCACCUCGAUUGGGAAUGACAAACAGCUCCUGAGAGCUGACCUACAUGGGCUGACAGACCAUGUGGCACACGUGGAGGCCGACCAUGACAACCUAAUGGCGGCCCAAGCGGCCACUACCUCAACCCUUGAAUUCCAGACGUCCCAACUACAACACAUGGUGCUACAUAUUGAGGACCUCGACAACAGAGGUAGGCACCAAAAUCUUUGCAUACGGGGAAUACCAGAGGGGGAAGACUCUACCACACAACUCAAGACACAGCUCAUGGGCAUAUUUAACAGGCUUCUGAACAGAGCAGAAGACACCCCUACUGAGACAUUGAGACCCAGGGAACCACCAGAUGCCCCACUGAGAGACAUGAUCUGUUGCCUAGCUCACUCCACCCUCAAAGAAGACAUUUUACAGGCGGCCCCGAACUCACAAGAAAUCAGAUAUGACGGCCAUAGCCUACAACUGUUCCCUGACCUGUGCCCUGCCACACUGGGAUUUUGACAGGCCCUCAAACCCCUCACCCAUGAACUAGUGGCACAGAAAAUCCGAUACCGCUGGAUAUUCCCAAUGGGACUGGCAAUCUCUAGGCCUGAAGGUCCACGUCCAGUACGCUAUCAACGAGACCUAAUGGCCAUCUCGGGCUAUCUCCAGUUGCCACCCAUUAACAUGCGCUGGCCUGACCCGCUGGACUUUUACCGCCUGACACCUGAACCACCCGAACAGGCACUGCCACUAUGGAGGAACAGAAACCGGAUGAAAUCCAUGCAACCCGCAGGGGCACAAAACUAA